AUGAAGGUUCAAACAAAAGCAGUUCUCGCUCUUGCCAUUGCAUCCAGCGCAUCGGCGUUUGCACCUAACUCCUCUCCCAUGAUCCUCCCCAAGACUGCCUCUUCAUCAGUUGCACUUGAGAUGGCCACGGAACAAAAUGGAGAAAUGUCCGUUGUUAAUAACCUUGGAAAGGCUGCCAUGUCAUUGAUGACUGCUUCUGCUUUGGCUUUCUCGACUUCCACCAUGGUUCUUCCUGUCGAAGCCGCCCAUGCCAAGGCACCCGCAGCCGAGGUUGUUGUUGUCGACAAGAAGGCUGCCAAGAAGGCCGCCGAGGAAAAGGCCAAGGCAGAUGCCGAAAAGGCCGCCAUUGCCAAGAUGGGAAAGGAAGAAAAGGAAGUAUAUUUGACCAAGAAGAAUUUGAGCCUUGCUGAAAGCUCCUUGAAGGAAUACAAAAAGGUAGUCUCUGAUGCCAAAGGUGCCAAAUCCAAGGCCGACAAGGUCCUAAAGAGCCAAACAAAGACCACUGCAAACGCCAAAAAGAGUCUUGCGGAAGCCUCUAAGAAACUCCAAGCAGCCAAGAAGCAACAAAUGCCCACCUCUGCUAUUAAGGAACUUUCGGAGAUUGAAUCCGAAAAGAAGGCCGUCGCUUCCGCCGAGGAAUCCAAGCUCAAGGCAGCCGGUGCCGCGAAGUCCACUGCUGAAAAGCAACUGAAGGAUGGAACUGGUGCCGUUAAGAAGACCGAAGACAGCAUCAAGAAGGAACAAAAGAAGCUGAAGAAGGCCGAGAAGGCUUACGGAAAGUUCCUCAAGAACGAAAAGAAGGCCAAAGCUAAGGCCGCCAAGAAAUUGGCAGAGGAAAAGAAAAAGUUUCAGAAGCUGGAACAAGAAGCCAAGAAGCUAAAGUCGAAAGAAUCCGCCACCGAGAAGGAAUUGCAAGCCAAGGCUAAGGCUUUAGAGGCAGAGAAGAAGGCAAUUGAAAAGAUGCAGUCGAAAAUGUAA
Cylindrotheca closterium is the source of this 978-nucleotide messenger RNA. The record is from the annotation of a GenBank genome assembly. Lineage: Eukaryota; Bacillariophyta; Bacillariophyceae; Bacillariales; Bacillariaceae.